AUGGAUUAUGCAUAUAGAGUUUUUCGAAAUGUCAAAUAUUUUUAUAAUUCAAUAAAUCCGGCGACACUUUCGGGAGCAAUUGAUGUUGUGGUUGUUGAACAGCCAAAUGGAGAAUAUAAAUCAACACCAUUUCAUGUCAGAUUCGGAAAAUAUGGAGUUUUCAAUUAUUCCGAUAAGGUUAGCUUUUUGAAAUUUUCACUGAAAAAAAAAUUGAAAUACAACUUCACGCUGUGAAUGUUGAGAUUCUAGAAAUAUCAACUAAAACAUCGAAUUUUUCUAGUAUGUCGACAUCGCAGUAAACGGAGAAGAAAUCGAUUUGAAAAUGAAACUAGCAGAUUCGGGUGUCGCAUUUUUUGUCGAAGAAGCUGAUGAACAAGUUCCAGAUUAUCUUCUGACUUCUCCUUUACCCGAACCUGAUAUUCCAUUAGCAAGUGGUUCCGCAGAUGUUACCGAUAAAGUUCUAGCUGAAAGUGCACGAAAACUUACAGAAGGUGACACGAUUUGUGAUGAUUUGGCGAAAAGUAGAUCAUCAAGUCCAGAUGGUGGAAAAACAACAGCAAGAGAACCAAAACAUGAGUGAGUUGUUUUUAAUUAAAAUAUCUGAUAUUCAAUUCAAUCUUGCAGACAAUCGUUGAGUCAAGUUCAAAGAAAACAGAAUCUACCGUUUUCUUCAUCUGUAUUCAGUGAUCGAAAAUAUCGAAGUUUGCCAGAUUUGACAGUUUUAGCAGAUGAAGCAUUAUCAGAAAAUGAAGAAGAAGUAAAAACAAAGAAAAGAUCAAAAGAUAAUGAAGAUUCUUCAACAAAAAGACAUCGACAAUUUGUGCAUUCACAUUCACAAGCAUCGCCAAUGGAUCGAGAUCGAAGAAAACAAUGGCAUAAAUCAAACGAUGAAAUAUUGAGAGCACUUUCGAAAGAAACUGAAAAGAAAAGAGCUCCACUUCGAAAGAAGAGUCGAGUGACAUUUGAAUCACCAAUUGUUUCACCAUCAAAACCAAUUGAUAUUCGAACAUACAAUGAUUCAGAUUCAGAACUUGAUUCAUCAUCAGAUUCACCAUCUCCAUCACUUCCUGAUAAUGUUGAUCAUAUUGCUGAUGGAGCUUUGUCUGAUUCAGAAGUUGAUCGACAAAGACAUACACCAGAACCACAUGAUGUGACAGAUUGGAAAUGGGGAGAAUUACCAGAAACUCGAGAAUUGAACAAACGAAAAAUGGAACAAAGUGAAAAAGAAAAUAAGAACAAGAAACAGGCAUCAAGUUGGGGAUGGUGGUGGGGAUCAUCAAAUACAACAACACCUAAAAAAGGGCAAAACGAAGAAGGUAUAAGUCUUGAUGAUUUAUUAAACAAAGCUUCGAGUGAUCCGGUUAAUAUUGUAAAGUAUCUUGGAAAACCACCCAGUGUGUAAGUUUUUUUUUUAAUUUUUACAAAAAAUAAAAUAAAAGUUUUCAAUAUUUUCAGAACAUCGGUUGAUAGUGGUCAUGUUUCACGUGGUCCUUCACAACCAUCUUCUCCAGUUUUACCAGUUGGCGAAGAAUAUGAUGAGAAAACUCCAACCAGAGAAUCACUUCCAUCAAAUCUUUUCAAUGAACGAAAUCAAGCUGGUGGAGCAUCGACAAGUCGAAUUUCCAGUGAAGAUAUUUUCCCAUUGAGUGAUGAUGAAAUGGAUACUCCAUCAAGUUCUCAAGCACAAAUUCAACAACAACAACAAUAUAUGCAAUCACUUCGAUUGUCAUCAGAAAAGUUGAAAUCACUUGGAUUGGUUCAUGGUGCAAACGAAUUGCGUUUCUCAAUCACAACCAAAUUUCAAGGAACCACUUGGUGCAGUUGUAAUAUUUAUUUAUAUAAAUGGUAUGAACAAUUGGUUAUUAGUGAUAUUGAUGGAACAAUUACAAAAAGUGAUGUUUUGGGACACGUUAUACCAGCAAUUGGUGGAACAUGGGCUCAUGCUGGAGUUGCUGAAUUGUAUACUCGUAUCAAAAAUAAUGGAUAUAAAAUGGUAUAUUUAUCAUCAAGAGCAAUUGGACAAAGUCAUACAACAAAACAAUAUUUGAAAAGUGUUGCUCAAGAUUCGAAACAAUUGCCUGAUGGACCUGUUUUAUUAUCACCAACAAGUAUUAUUACUGCUUUCAGAAAGUAAGUUUGAUCGGAAAUUUCAUGAAAAAAAGAACUAUAAAAAUGUUUCUUCAGGGAAGUUAUCGAACGCCGACCGGAAGAGUUCAAAAUUGCUGCUCUAACAGAUCUCAAACAACUUUUCCCAACUUCUAAUCCAUACUAUGCUGGAUUCGGAAACCGUGAAACAGAUGUGAUUUCUUAUCGUGCUGUUAGUGUUCCAGCAGCCAGAAUUCUUAUUAUCGAUCCAUCUGGAAGAGUUAGAAGAUCCGAUUCUGUUGGUUUAGUCAGCAGUUAUACAACAAUGGCAAAUGAUACAGCUGAUUAUUUAUUCCCACCUCUAUCUAUUCAGUAAGUUUUUAGUUUUUUAUUCAGAGUACGAUGGUUUUUUUUUCGAAAUUCCUAACAUUUUCGUAUUUUCUUUCAGCGUCAAAGAUGAUCAUCGAAGAACUGAAAGACUUUCAUCGGCUUGGAGUAAACCACUUGAACACAGGUUUGUUCUUUGUUCUUUUUUCGAUAGGAAAUUUGAGAGUCUAACAGUUGUUAUUUUGUUUUGUCUGAAACAAAAUUAUAGCUUCUUGGAGAAGUUUUGAACAGGGGCCUUCUUUGUUUUUCUAAAUAUCUCUUUCACAUUAUUUUAGCGAUUUCACUCAUUGGUCUGGAAAUCAUCAAAACAGUCCAUUUGAUGUUGAUGAUGAUGAAUUGAAAGCCUACGAAGAGCAGAGAAAACUUUCGAUUCAAAAAUCCAAAAAAUAA
Caenorhabditis angaria is the source of this 2862-nucleotide messenger RNA. Lineage: Eukaryota; Metazoa; Nematoda; Chromadorea; Rhabditida; Rhabditidae. The record is from the annotation of a GenBank genome assembly.